AUGGAUUUGAAGCUUGCAACAGCUACGAACGAACAGUCAGAAUCAAAGCAAGCUCAGAAUCAGAAUUCUUGCUGUAAUCGGACAGGCCAAGAACGCGUGCAGACAGACAGUCCGACGAUGCUGCGCCAGUUGAAUACUAUCGCGAGAAGAUUCUCAUCCUCACUAACACCAGCGGCCGCGCAAGAAAGCAAUGAAACAAGUUUGCUUCCGGAUGUGUUAUCUACACGCCUGGCUACCGCAAUUGGCAAGCAGAUUAAUGAAGAGCACACGCUUAGCUACACUUACCGUUCUAUGUCGUACCAUUUUGCCAGCUCUAGCGUUGGUCUACUGGGAUUGGCAGCAUUCUAUCGCAAAUGGUCCUCCGAAGAACUGCAGCAUGGUGAACGAUUAGCCGAUUUCUUGGUCCUACGAAAUUCGGAUGUGAUACUGGCGGGAAUCUCCAAGCCGGUGCAACGAUGCUGGGCUGAUGACAUUGGGUGUACGAUACAGCAGACGAUCGCCUUCGAAACGAAAACUGCCAUUUCGUUGUCCCAGCUUUAUCGCGUUGCCCAACUCGAGCAGGAUGUGGUCUUAAUGGAUCUGCUGACGGUUCACUUUAUGCGCGAACAAUGUUCCGCUCUGCGCACCCUUCACCUGUUGGAGGCCCAAUGGCACCAGUUGCGAACCGCUCCUGGUGGAAUUUACUUUUUCGACAAAAUUGCACAAACCAUGUCCGCCAGCGGGGCUAGUGAUCAAUAA
This is a messenger RNA of Anopheles cruzii, 738 nucleotides long. Its product is annotated as soma ferritin-like. Gene Ontology annotation, molecular function: ferric iron binding; ferrous iron binding. Gene Ontology annotation, biological process: intracellular iron ion homeostasis; iron ion transport. The coding region runs from base 1 to 738 and encodes 245 amino acids. The record is from RefSeq and is a predicted model, not a curated record. NCBI's taxonomy places the organism in Eukaryota, Metazoa, Arthropoda, Insecta, Diptera, Culicidae. The transcript has 2 exons. Gene Ontology annotation, cellular component: cytoplasm.